This is a messenger RNA of Tuber melanosporum (Perigord truffle), 3707 nucleotides long. RefSeq lists its product as uncharacterized. The coding region runs from base 1 to 3180 and encodes 1059 amino acids. The record is from RefSeq and is a predicted model, not a curated record. Lineage: Eukaryota; Fungi; Ascomycota; Pezizomycetes; Pezizales; Tuberaceae. The transcript is spliced from 3 exons.
AUGGAGAAAUCAGGGACAAAGUUAGAAACCGAGGUCGAGCCUAAGGUCGAGCCGGAACCAGCGAUGGAAUCUAUCCCAGAUGUGACUGUAAAGGAAGUGGUUAUGGAGCCGGAGCCAGAAGUCGUCGAGGUAGCUCCGGAACCAGAGGAACCCAAAAAGGAGGAUCCAUUCCCUGAGCCUACAACACUGGAAGAAGAGGGAACCUACGGUCCGGGUUAUGGAAAACUUUCACACAUUCAGUAUGCCGAUGCUUCAAGCAUAAAAUAUGUUCCAACGCCCAACGAGGCCUCCUAUGCACCUGUACCAGAGGGACCCAAAUACGCUCAACCAAAGAUGUUUGAGUACGCUAACCCAUUGGCUUGGAAUUUUGCAAAGCCCAGGAAAACUAGAGAGGCUGCGUCUGCACCCGCUCCGGCGCUCGCGCCCGCACCAUCUUCAGCUUCCGUAGAGACUCCAGCUCCCGCGGAACCGGCGGCGGCCGAACUAGCGCUAGAGGUAGUCGAAGAGGCACCGGUGGAGGGGUCCCUCAAAUCACCUAUUGAAGAAUAUGGAGGUGUUCAGAUUGCGGGUGCUGCUACGGAGGUUAUGGGAGCAGAACCGGAAAUGGCUCCGGCCCCCACCCCCGAGGAAGAACCCACCCUGGCCCUUGCCCCCGCACCUAAAGGAAGGGAAAAGAAACCAAAGAAAGAUGUUUCGGUCUGGGGUACAUUUCUUGGAGCGCCAAAGACGGCGAAAAAGAAGGCUCCAGAUGUUGAGCGUGUUCGAAGGUCUUCUAUUGAGGUCGAUGCCAAUGGUAGUCCCAUCAGAGUGGUCGGUUUCAGGGAGUUGUUGAAGAUGAACAAAGAAGUUGGAAAGCGACAGAAGGGUGCGAGGAACAUGCCUCUGGGAGAGAAAACCCAGGAAGAAGCUAUUCCAGAAGUCACUCCAGAAGCUACACAAGCUCCUCCAUCUGCUCCGGAAUUGACAGUUGAAAUUCCGCAAUUUGAAGAACCUGAAAUUGCACCUGAAACGCCAGCGCCUGAAAUGCUUCCCAUCGAAUCGUAUCUCGUCCCACCCACACCAAUGGUACAAACACCCCAAUUUGACGUUGGCGAACCCUCUCCACGCGAAGGUGAAUUUCCUCCUCCUGCUCCUGCUCCUGCUCCUCGAUCCUCAAAGAAAGAGAGAAAAAAGAAGAAAGAGCGGAGACACGAAGAGGAACCAAUUGAAGAAGCUCUAGUUCCCCUCGAGCCAACGACCGUUGAACCUGAGGCAGAACCAACCGUCGAGCUGGAAACAAAACGAGAGGUUGCACCCGAACCCGAACCCGAGCCCGAGCCAGAGCCGACUUACUUGUCCAAGAGGGAGAGAAAGAAGGAGAAAAAGAGGAAGGAGAGAAAAGAGAAAGGAGUGGUGGAAGAGCCUCCUGCGCCCGAGGUGCCUCGAGUUGUCGAAGCGGCUCUGCCUGAGGCCGAAGACGUGCCCGAGCCAGAACCUGAGGCGUCUCCUACUUCUGGUCCCGGUUUGAUUAUGGGAAUGUUGACCGGUUGGGGAACUAGAUCUGGAUCUGGCUCCGCUGCCUCUGGUGUUUCCGCGAACGCAGACCCUGGGUCCGAACCGGCUGCCGGAGGCGAAGCUGACGCUAACGCCGAAGAUCACGAGCAUUGGUCUCGGAAAGAUCCCGAAUCAGAGCCCGAACAAGAGCGUGAAUCCGAACCGGCGCCAGAACCAGAAUCUCCAAUGGGAGGGCAGAGCCGAGAGCACAGUUUCGAUGCGGCGUCGGCCCCGGUACAUUACAUCGGAUAUCCGGGUUACCAGGGCUACCCUGCCUACCACUUUGACCAUGACCCACCUGCGCCCAGAGCACUCGCACCAGAAGAGCUUCCGGAGGAGAAGCCCCAUCGUCAUCGCAGUCGCAAGUACCGCGAGCUUCAAGAGGAGGUACAUGCUACGAAUGGCAAGGAAGUCAAAGAGAAACGCCGCCGCCGCAAGGUGUCGAUCCAAGAGCCCGAAGGUGUCGCCAUCGCAAUGGAGCGGAAGAAGACGCAUUCCUCGGAGAAUGUCGAUGGAGACAAAGCUCGCAGGGAGCGACGGCGCGUCAAGAAACUGGCAGCAGAACAAGCAGAGAUGGAUAGAUUGCGCAGGGAAGCUGAGGAGAGGGCGCAAGCCGAGCAUAGGGCCUGUGCUGAAACUGAGGAAAGGGCGCGCAUCGAAGCAGAAGAGCGUGAGCGUGCCGAAAAGGAGCGGAGACGCGCCGAGAGGCGAGCCAAGAAGGCAAGGAAGGAGACCGAGAUCAGAGAGAAGGAAGCUAGGUUGCGAAUAGCUGAGCAGGAAGCUUUGCUAAGAGAAGCCGAACUAAGGGCACGGGAGGAGGCCAUCGCUGCAAGCCGACAAAAACUUGAGAGACGGAAGUCAUCCAGGAGAAAUUCUGGCAUCCCAGCCGAGGCCAGCGAAACCCGAGAGGAAAAGGAAGCCCGAAGGGAAGCCCGCCGCAUUAAGAGGGCUGCAAAAGAGGGCCGCGUCAGCAUGUCCAGGUCAAACAGUGACCAAACGCAACAGCGCGCUCAUGGUCGUGUCAGCAUGUCCGGCUCCAAUAGCGAUCAGAUCCAACAUGCACAGGACCUGGCGAGGGCCAUGAGCGGCAUCAACAGAAGAUACUCGGGUGCCUACAUUCCUGGCGGUGAGCGGAGCGACCCUUACAACGAGGAAUAUGAGCGCGAGCAGCGUCGCCGAAUACGCCGAGAGCGCCGAGAAGCACACAAGGCACAAGAAGCCAGCCUCUGGCAGAACAGGGAGGACAUCAGCGGCUCAAUAACCCCCGAGCAGAUCCCUGAAAGCGAAGAUGCGAACAAUCACCGUUUCUCGUCCAGCUACUCCAAUGACAUGAUGGAAGAGGAGCAAGCACUCAGGGAGCGUAGGAGACAACGCAAAGAGGCGAUAAGGGCACUAGAAAGAGACGUGAUGACGGAAAAAGGACCCAUAGUAGUUGACGAAGAGCGCCGGGCGAAGAAACAUGCUAGGAAGGAGGAGAAGAGGUCCAAGGAGACGGAGGACCCCGAGGUUAGAGCUGCACGCCGUGCCGCAAGGGCGAAGAAGAAGUUGGAGAGGGAAAGGUUUAAUGGUGGGUUGACCGACUAUGAGGGUGGUGUUGCUGGGGGCGGUGGUAACAAGAAAAGCUGGUGGAAGAAGCUCCUCAGUUAAAUAAAAUACCCACUCCCCCCCUCUUUUUUUGCCCUCAAAGUGGCAAUGGCGAAUGUUCUCUCUGCUCAUUUCUCAGUUUAUUUGUCGUUACAGAUACCUGGAGUGUUACGGAUUUGAUGCCUUUUUUUCAAGCUUGCACAUGAUUUACGCUUUCUACUUGCUUUCCUGUCCACCAUGUAUAUAUAUAUAUAUUUUCGAUAUCACUUUGUCGUAUUGUCACCUACCACCUACCGCCCGCUACGCUAGAACCGGUUCUAAUUCUGAUUUAUUUUACUCACCCUUCUACUGCCUCCCUUCUCUUAUCCCAUUCCAUUGCUCGAUAUCCAUCAAAUAUUUUGUUUUAACCUUUUUCCACUUUUGCUUCCUUUUUAUAUCUAUUUUUUAUUUAUUCAUUUUUCCCCCUCUCUGUAAUGCGGCGCGGUGCGGUACGGGUUCACGCGUCUGCGUGAGGUGGAGUAAAGGUGCAAAGGAGAAAACAGGGGAGGGAAUUUUGGUUCCAAAACUAAUUUCAUGGUUUUAUCUGUCUA